AUGCCAGCAGAUUGGAAACCUCACGAGGAAAACGUGCUGCUUGCUUGGCUCGAUUAUAGCCUGCUGAAAGCGGACGGAUUUAGGUAUUUUAAGGAGUCAGUGUCGGCGCACCUCAGCAAAGAAUGCAACACCAGCUACAGCUACGAGCAAUGUAGAGCAAAAUUAUAUCGGUUUUGGAAUUACCUCGGUGAUGAUGACUCUGCAAAAGUGGCCGACUUGUACAAACAAGGGUCGGAUUGUCUUGGUUACCUCCCGCCUGAAAGAAAAAAACUCAUCUCAGAGAAAGUGGCUGACCUGAACGGUCGAGAUGUCGAUUCUCCGCGACGGUUGAGGAGCACAUCUCGAAUAAGUGAGAUUACCUUACAGAGUCAUGUUGACGAGCACGGGGCUGCAUCUGCAAAGAAAGGCAAAACACACUACCGCCGCCUGUCUAAGUUACCAGUUCCUUCUGUUGUUAUACCGUCGUCAAAUCCUGGUACUGCGCAUCAUGAUGAUCGGCCUGGGAAAAGAAGGCGCCUUUCUAAUCUGAAAUACCGCACCUUGUCUCAAAAUCGCGAAUCAAAGACUGGGUAUACUUUAUCCACAUCUGAAGGGUCUUCUGUAGCCUCUGAGGAAAUCGCCAGCGAUGACGAUCAGAUCCCUAUUCCAAGGACAAAAGAUCAUAAUGAGGGAAGAGCUUCGAAUUGUCGGUUGAAGGCCGAGCUGGAGAAUCUCAGAACAGAAUUUGAAGCAUUGAAAGAGCGCGUGGAGCUGAUGAACGAUAUCCACCGUUCACUCACAGUGUCUUUGUAUUCCAGUCUACUCCAAGCCGAAGGCCGCCACAGAGAGGACGAAACCCGAAUAAACUGCUUGAAAAAUACCGAUAAUUCUUUACCGUAUCGACAAUUGGAAUACCAGGCAAAAAAGAUUGCGACCCUGCAGGAGAAGUUGGACAAGGCAAGACAUCUUCGCAGAUUUACCCAGCUUGCGUCGACUGAAGAGAUACGAUCAUGGACAGGCGAGAAUGUUCGUCAGGAAAUGAGUUCUAUGGGCUAUCUGGCGAAGCAGUUGCUGUACGGCCACGACAAUGUUGACAAUUUCGAUCCCCCUGAUAUCGACAACUAUAAAGAUCUGAGGACUCUUGUUCAAAAGGGCCUAGGUGUGAGUUCGCAGGCUCAAUUGUCUGCGGAUACCGUCCUAGGCCUGUUGGCUAGUUUCAGCCUGCAGGCUAUUGUUCGAUGUCUCACUUUCGCUGCUAUAUGCGAGUGGGUUUUGGAGGCCGAUAUUCACGGAAUGAUAUUUACCGAAUCAGUAUUGCUGGAGGAAUAUAAGGCUCAUCUCAGAAUGAGAGAUGGAGAAACAUCUCUUCGAAAUCUAGAUUUUGCCGCGCAUCAUUCGCUUUUGAAUGGAGAAUUAUUCCAGAAACAUAUCAUUCCACAAAGGGCCGAGUCUCUCGCUCACCGAUUCUUGAAGACGCUCUCUCCGUUUUUCGUCAAUGAGAAAGGUGAAGAGAGACUUCAAGACAGACCAUGCCAAGGUUCUUCUCUUGACUAUUUUAGUACUUGGGGAGUAGAGCAGCAAAUCUGGGAGCCCAGGAGACAGAAACUUAUCAAGAUUUUUUGGACUGCUCUGAAAUUGAAAUGUCAAUUUAUAACUAGUAAUGACCAAUUCGAAGCAGUCUUCUACUCAUCUCAUACUCCCUUCGAUCCAAGCCGCAUGAUACCAGAGACAAUGCAAGGAAGUGUCAUAAGGACCGCUGACGUUGCUUCGCAAACUAUAGAUGUCAAGCUUUGUUUGCUACCAUCACUAUACGUUUGGAAGCAUGACUGUGCGCAAGUGAUACAGAAAAACUUUGUAUGUCGUUUGGCUUCUGAGAGACAGGAAUCCGAACGACUCACAGAAGCACUGGUGGUUGUGACGACUCCAUGA
Messenger RNA from Talaromyces rugulosus, 1908 nucleotides. RefSeq lists its product as uncharacterized. The record is from RefSeq and is a predicted model, not a curated record. Bases 1 to 1908 code for a protein of 635 amino acids. The transcript is spliced from 3 exons. NCBI's taxonomy places the organism in Eukaryota, Fungi, Ascomycota, Eurotiomycetes, Eurotiales, Trichocomaceae.